Messenger RNA from Chlamydomonas reinhardtii, 7753 nucleotides. RefSeq lists its product as uncharacterized. Bases 99 to 4910 code for a protein of 1603 amino acids. NCBI's taxonomy places the organism in Eukaryota, Viridiplantae, Chlorophyta, Chlorophyceae, Chlamydomonadales, Chlamydomonadaceae. The record is from RefSeq and is a predicted model, not a curated record. The transcript is spliced from 4 exons.
GCUAACGACGCUGCGCAACUCUGCAGGCUCACAGAGGGCGCAUGGACUGUGCAGGGCAGCCCCGAAAAGAAGAGGGCCAGCUCGUUUGCACAAUUUCAAUGCGGCCGUCGCCAUCAAAGGCUGCAAGCCCAGGCAUCCUCUGGCCCUCUGGCGGAAGCAGCGGCGGAAAGGAGUCAGCUGACCCGGGCGCGUCGUCUGGGAAAGGUGGCUUGCGCGGAUUGCUAAGCUCCAUCCGGGCCCAGUUCGCGGAUGCGCUCGGCUCUGACUCCACUCUGCGCAGAUCAGGGGGCCAGCAGCAGCUGCUGCAACGACAGCAGCACGACAGCGGCAGUGGCGGCAGAAGCGGCGGGCAGCACGUCAGCGCCAGCACCAGUCAGCUGCCAGAAUUUGUGGCAGCUGCGGCGACGUCGCAGCAGCACCAGCACCAACAGCAACGGGGAGGAGCCGGCACCAUUGCGUCCGAGCUCGAAUCGCCUUUUGCACUCCCUUGGGCGGAGGCUGGUCUGGGCGGAGGCCAUGGCGGCGCCGGUUCCGGAGCUUGCGGUAGUGGUGUUGCCGGUGCAGCGGGGGCGCGGGCGCGCAGCCAGCCCAGCAUCAGCGCAACGGCUCGCAGCGCCGCCUCGCAGCCCGUCGCGGCCUUGCUGCUCCGGAGCUACCCGGAUCAAGAACCCUUCGCAGCGGCGGCCGCAGCAGCGGCAGCGGCAGCUGGGGCGCCAAGGGCGGCAGCAGCGGGGGAGGCAGCAGCAGGUGCAGGGUAUCAGGCACAUGUAGGAGCCACCGGCAGCGCUGGCGGCGGCGGUGCGUCCCUGCAUGGCAGCUCUGGACGCGGUGGCGGCAGUGGCGGGUCAGCCGGCGGCGUGCUGCGCUCCGGGUCCGCCGCAACGGUGGCGAUGGUGGAGAGUGCGGCUGCGGGCGCAAACCUGGUGGCACACAGCAUGCGCUCCAGCGGCCCCUCCGGCAGCCCCCAGCCACACCCGCAAUCCCUGCCUUUAGCGCUGCCCCUGCUUCCCCUCGCCGCCAGCGGCAGUAGUAGCGGCCUGCUGAGUGGCAGUGGCGGCACACAUGCACUUCCCGGGCCGGGCCACGCAGGGGAGCUGGGCUCGGGCGUGAGCCACACGAGCCAUGGGAGCGGCGGCGACGGCGGCGGCGCGUUCGGCGGCGGCGCUUUCGGCAGUAGCGUCCUGGCCAGCGGAGCAGUAGCGGGCGGCGUGCUGGCGAGUGGUGUUGUGGCGUGCGGUGCGGCUGCGAGUGGAGCAGUGGCUGGCGGAGCGAUGGCAAGUGGAGCUGUUACGAGCGGAGCUGUGGCCAGCGGGGCAGCAGCUAGCGGUGACUCGCAGGGGAGCGGCAAGCCGGAGGUGGCGGUGUUCUCGACUCAGCUGUUUGGGGCCGGAGCAGCAGGAGGCGGGGGCCCUCGGGGCAGCCCUAGCCAGGGCGGACAGGGCGGGGCGGCGCAGGCUGUGUGCCCGGCAGCAGCCGGCAGCCUUCCUUCGCAGGGCAGUGGCGGCAGCGACAGGGGCGGCAGGGCUGGCAGCAAUGCCCUGCACGGCACUCCUGCCUCUGGAGAUAUGCAGGGCUCGGCCGCUGUGGCGGCGGCCGCCGCCGCCCCGGCCCCACAUACCUCCCAUCUCUCCUCAGCCUUACGCCCCGCCGCCCACCAACGGGACCAACCGCAGCCGCACCUGCUGCCCGCGGUGGAUGAUGCCGCAGCCGCGGCCACAGCCGCGGCCGCUUGCACAGGCGCCUCUCCUUCGCAGCACGUGGGCGCAGCAAGGGACGGGGCAAGCGCUGCGGCGACGGGCGCCGCUGCCGGGACGUCGGCCCCGGCUCAGGCUGAGGGCAGCGCCGAGGCCAAGGCCGAGGCCGAGGCUGGCGGUGCGUCCCACGCCGAGAGCGAGGGAGCCGUUGAUGCUGACGAGGCAGGAGGCGCCGUGGCGGGCGGCGCGGAUGGCGGUGGCGGCGGCAGUGGCCUGGCGGGUGAUCGCCAGCACCCCGACCGCGACCUGCUGGACCGGCUCACGGCCGUGCCGCGCACGCCCGAGGGCGGUGCCGAGGGAGGCCGCGCCGCCCGCACCGCUGCGGCAGGGGCGACAGGGGCAGCGGUUGCGGGGGCGGCGGGGGCAGGGCCGGCGGCGGCUGCGGCGGAGUCGGAGGCGAAGCAGCGGCCGAGUCGCUCUCAGAGUAGCACGGAGCUGAGUGCCGUGGUGGCGCAGGCGGUGCAGCGGCUGCAGCAGCGGCAGCAGCAGGAGAAGGCGGCGGCGCGCAUGGCGCGGACUGUCUCAAUGCAGCACCACCACACCCAUUUCCACAACCACCUGUCGGGCGGCCCUCCGCUGAUGCAGCAGCGGCCGACCAGCCCUGCCUCCGUGCUGCGGGUGCUGACAGCCGCCACCGCGCUGCCGGUAGACGAGCCGGUGGCGGCGGCGGUUGUGGACGUAAGCGCACGCUCUCCUGGCGGCGGCAGGGGCGUCGUGGGGAGCUGCAUACCACUACUGGCGUCCUACCCAGGGCCUGCCGGUGGCGGCGGCGGCAGGCGCCUGAGCCCGGUGGCUGCCGAGGCGCUGGCGGCGGUUAUGUCCGCUGCGGGUGUGACGGCGGGGUGGGCGGCCAGCCCCGCCGCUCACCUGGGCUUGGGCUUGGGCUUGGACCAGCAACAGCACCAGGCGUACCAACACCAGGCGUACCAGCAGCAGCACCAGCAGCACCAGCAGCACCAGCAGGCGCACAGGCACACAGGCGGCGUGGGCGGCGGCGCUGACGGUGGCGUCGGCGGUGGUAAUCAGCUGGCAAGGCACCAACAUGACCUGUGCGCCGUAACGUCGCCAGUAGCAGGGUCGGCGGCGGCUACAACAGGGGCGUUGGCGGCGGUUGGGGGGCUGGGCGCCAGCAGCGGCUUUAGCAGCGGCCUGACGGCGGCACCGCGGCAGCUGCUGGCGGCGGCGGCGGCGGCAGCAGAGGCCCGUGGCGGCUUCCACGCUGCUCGGAUCAGCACCGGCAGCGUCUCAGCCCACCCCGACGACCAUAUGGAGCAGUGGCUACGUCGGGGCGAGAGUAGCAUCGGCAGCGGCGGCGCCACACACGAUGGUGGCGGCAGUGGUGGCGGCGGGGCGGAGGCCGGCAAGCGGUCGCGACUUGGCGGCGGCGGCGGCGGCGCCAGUACCAGCCAUGUCUUGUCGGACGCGGCGGGGGCGGCGGGCGCCCGCGGCGGCGGCUCGGCCUCGUUCACGGAGGGCGUAAGUGUGACGUGUACGGCAGACCGGCUGGCGGCGCUCGUCCACAGCGGCGCCGGCGGCGACGCCGCCACCAGCAGCUACCUGCAGCAGCUGCUGCUGCCCGCCGACCACCUCGCGUCAACCGCCUCCGCUGACCUGACGUACAGCGGCCACGUGCCCAGUGCCGUGGCCCUCGCGUACGGCAGUGCGGGAGGUGGCGGCGGUACGGGCGGCGGUGGCGGCACCGCAGGCGGCGGCGCGAGUAUGAGCGACGUGGCGGCGGCCGCCGGGCUGGGACUCACCAGCGGUACGUACGGCGGCGGCGCCAGCGGAGUGUACGGCGGCGGUAGCAGUGGCAUGUACGGCAGCGGUACGUACGCCGGUGGGAUGUACGGCAGCGGCGCGCUCAGCGGCAGUUACAUGCUGGGUGGCGGCGGCGGAUUGCUGCCGACGCUGUCAUCCGACAAUACAGCGGCGCUGUAUGGGUACGGCGAUGCGAUGGCGCGCUGCUCCUCCGGUGGCCCGUUGGGCGGCGGCGGUGGCGGCAGUAGCGGCGGCGGCAGUAGGCCCGGAUCUGCAGUGCUGACGACACACUCGCCGCGCGGCAGCUACACAGCCACCACUGCCACCACCACCACCGCCGCCGCCGCCAUGGCUGCCUCGCACAGGCGGCUGCCCUCCGGCCCCUCCGCCUUCGUCGGCUCGUCGCUAUCGCCGCAGAGCGGCGGUGCAGGGCACCACCAGUUCCGCAGCGGCGCCUCGCCCCUCGCAAGCGGCGGCGCAGGCAACUCCCUGGCCCGAGCCAUACACAACAUGGACGCUGCCGCCGCCGCAGUGCAUGGGGACGCGGUGCCGCCGCCGCCAGAGGGCGCGAAUCCGGACUCGGGCAAGACCGCGGCGCAGCUGAUCGCGGAGCUGAAACGCACAUACGAGGUGGUGGCCGCCGCCAACGCCGCCGCCGUGGCGGCCGCCGCCGCCGCCCAUGAGGCCGCCGCGGCUGGGCUGUCGGCGCCGCUGGGCGGCGCCGCCAGCGCCUCCGCCGCCGACGUCGCGGCUGCCGCCGGGCUGGGCGACCUGCCGCCGGGCAUCCUCAUGACGGCGCUUGGAUCCAGCGGCGCCGGCAGGUACGGCAGCGGCGGCGGAGGCUCUGGCCGCACCACCGCCGCCAGCAGUCCGCGGGUGGCAAGGAUGCUCAAGAUGGCGGCGACCGGGCUGCACAGCCCAUUCGAGAGCAGCAGCAUUGCCUUAAAGGGUGCGGGUGGCGGCGCCGCCGCUGCUGCCGCCACAGGCGCCGGCACCGCCAGCAGCACUGCCCUGGAGGUAGAGAGUAUCUUCACCGUCAAGACCGCCGCCGCAGCGGCAGCAGCCGCUGGAGCCGGCAGCACCGGCGAUAAUCCCUUUGUGACGGCGGCCAAGACGUCGCCGUACAACACGCCUCCCUCGGCGGCGGCGCUGGCGCGCCUGGAUGUGCGGGACCGGUGGGUGGCGGCGGAGGCGGCGGCGGCCGAGGCAGUGGAGGCGGCGGUGAAGGCGGCAGCACGGCGGGAGGAGCUGACGGCGGCGCUGUGGCGGCUGGUGCAGGGCAAGGACUCGGACGCGGUGUCCUACCUGCUGUCUCUGGAGCCGGCCAGCCGCGAGCACCGGGCCAUAGCGCCGCUGCUCAAGGACAUGCGCAGCUGGGUGUACCUGCACAUGUGGUGACGUGCGCAGCUGGGUGUGUGCGCAGCUGGUGUGUGGUGACGAUGUGGUGCGUGCAGCACAUGCGUGUGUGGUGGUGGUGGUGGUGGUGGUGGUGGUGGUGGUGGUGGUGGUGGUGGUGGUGGUGGUGGUGGUGGUGGUGGUGGUGGUGGUGUGCAUGUGUCAUGUGUGUUUUAUUGCGACGCACGCUGUUGUGGUGAGACGAGGAAAACGCGGAUGGGAUGGGUGUCCAUCACACCGCAUGUGGGAAACGGCGACAGCUGUGGGAGGCGGCGCUGUGAAGCGCUGUCGGGGCGGGCAGCGGAAUGGCACAGUAUGUAUGUAUGGUAUGUGUGUGUGCGUGUGUGUGUGCGUGUGUGUGUGUGUGUGUGUGUAUGUGUAUGUGUAUGUGUGUCCAAAAGAGCACAGGGAGAAAUUUGCAGGUGCGUGUGUGGGGGGGGGUGUGAAGAUGGAAGGCGCGGUAAUGAGGACCUGGCGCGCGUAGAUAACAGUGUCCCUCGGAAGUUGCACCGCACCGCUUGACACGGCGGCGGUGUGCCAUGGAUGGAGGGGGUGGGUGUACUAACGCGCCACCCCAUGAAUGGGAUGGUUCAUGGAAAGUAGUAUGGGUUACUGACUGGGUUAGUCGUGCACUUGUUCGCGGGGUAUGGUGGCCUGGCGUGAUGGUCUGGCCUGGUGUGGUCUGUUGGCGUGGUGUGACUUUGCCACAACAGUGACGCGUGGCAGUUAGGGUUGGCAGAGCAGCGUCAGGCGCCGGCGGCGAUUCAGUAAAAGCCACCGUGACUGCAAAGCAUUCUUACCAUGGAGAUUAAGUCAGUCUAGCAACUACUGAUAGGGAUACCGAAUCUUACAUGGCUCCAUGAAGCGGCAGCAUGGCAAAUGGUAUGGGCUUGCUCAGCGUGCAUGAUGGCCUACACCGUAUAUGUCUGGUUUGCUGCUAGAGGGGCCAAAGCUAUGCUACGAGCGGCGUACGAUAGAUUUGCUUACCAGGCGUUGGAAGUGAAGGGCAGUGGCAGCAGCGGCCUUUCUCUGUCGGCUUGCUUGCUUAAGAAUCUGGAUUCUGAGCGUUUCCAUUGUUUUGAGACUCGUUAGUCGCCAUCAAAUACGCCACGCACCGCAUAUGUGGUAGUGCUAGGCGCUGGGCGCUGAAAUAAUGUGUCUCGUGUGCAUAUCACUGCACUCACGGCAAGUUCGCCGUAAUUGCAGUAGGAUGACCCUACGCAGCCGGCGCGUGCGGCGCGCUAGGGGUUGGGAUGAGCGGACGCGGCUAGGGGCGGUGUUGGUGUGUGUGGGGUAAUACUGCCCGUACGGUAUCGCUAUCGCCAAUUGCCACAUCAGAUUCCUCGACUUUUCCUGUGCAAUUCAAGAUCGCAUUCAGGUUUUAGAACUUUCCAUGUCGCUAGGUAGAACAAGGAACACGUUGGCGAGUGUGUUAAGCUUCUUCGUGGCGUACCCAAUGGGCGUACCGGAGCUUGCGCGUGGGCUGCGACUUGAGGACUUGUUGUGCCAGCUACAGGUGCCGGCUGUAGGUGCCAGCUGCCCAAUCCAUGCCACGCGGGUGGUGGGCCAGCCCUGUGCACCAAAGCUAGCGGGCCAGAGGAAAUGAGGAAUGGCUGACCCCUGACAUGGUUCGAGGCUAAUAAGGAGUGUGGAGACUUGCGUGGGCUGGGGUCUAAGCAUGUAGAUGUUGACGCUGCCUAAGCUGCAUACGCUACGCAUUUACGCUGGUCACGGCACGUUUUUUGCUUGGAGUGCGGAGGCUGCAGACACCGUAGCGCUUUAUGACUAUGUUUGUCUAUAAAUAGCUGGCGAGCAUAGCGUGGCACGGUGUGGGGUGCGACUUAUUGCUGUUUGGUUGAUUGCUCGCUGUGCUUGUGCUUGGCAGCGGGGCGCAUGGCGGGCCGUGCCUGUACGAACCGACCCCGGCUAUGUCCGGGAGAUGAGGAAGACGCUUGCGGCCUCAGACUGGAGACGUGGCUCUUCCCAUGCGAGGGGCACCACAUAUCUUGUCAGACACCGUGGCGCGGUAGUUGUCGAUGUGUUCUGAACCCGGUGCAAUUAGGCGGGGAUGACACGGGCGGCUGUCGCUGCGGCCGCACCCCAUGGACGGCGGCGACAUGGCGCUGCUGCUGCUGCACCUGGCGCGGCGCGGCUUGUGAGCGAGACUCCAGCGGUGCAGCGGUGCAGCGCUGGGGGCCCAACGGCAUGCCGGUGUGCGGCCGCCACUACAGCCGCUUCAACUACUGGAAGCGGGCCGGCAAGCACGCCGAGCUGGUGGACGCUAUGAAUGGCUGCAGCAAGUCACAGGGCAAGGCACCACAUGGCGAGCCACGGGGCAGCUGCGCGGCGUGCGAGAUGGAGCAGGAGGAGGAGACUCCAGCGGUGAAGCGCUGGGGGCCCAACGGCAUGCCGGUGUGCGGCCGCCACUACAGCCGCUUCCACUACUGGAAGCGGGCCGGCAAGCACGCCGAGCUGGCGGACACCCUGCGCAAGGCCAAGGCCAUGGACCUGGCCAGCGACAGCGACAGUGACGUCGAGAUUGUGGACAGUGACAGUGACGUGGAGAUUGUGGGCGGCUAGUCAGCUGGCGGUUUGGCGGCGGCGAAGGAGGAGGGGUGAUGGGUGAUGGGUGAUGGGCGUAUUCAGAGCGUGAGAUGGCGGCGAAGGAGGAGGGGUGAGGGGUGAUGUUGACGGUUGGCACUGCCUGGUGGCGCGAGCGUGGAUGCAGGCGCCGGCGUGUGCGUCUGUGUUUAGGCGCAACACGCCACGGUGUACGGAGAGGUGCGACGGGCCAGGGUAGGGGGCAGGUUGGCGUAGUUUGUAGGGUGCAGCGGAGAGGUAUUGAG